Metopolophium dirhodum (rose-grain aphid) is the source of this 6758-nucleotide messenger RNA. RefSeq lists its product as uncharacterized. The coding region runs from base 240 to 2561 and encodes 773 amino acids. The transcript has 5 exons. Lineage: Eukaryota; Metazoa; Arthropoda; Insecta; Hemiptera; Aphididae. The record is from RefSeq and is a predicted model, not a curated record.
UUUGUACAACUGUUGUCGAGUGAUAACGGCCCGGACGUACGCGGUUAACGACUAACGCGAUUAACGACUCAAAUCUGUGACCACGGGCCACCCGACCGCCGCCGCCGCCGCCGCCACACUGCCGCAGCCGACCAGCACUGUCUCGCCGACGACGCACACGGUACACCUGCAACUCAUCAAGUUUCCGAGGCGUCUUGUGUAUCGAUUAGCCACUCCAACCUAUGUUCGUAUAGGAAACAAUGGACCAACCGUCUGCACCGUCGUUCGACCCUGCGUUACUCGACAUGGAGAACAUGACCUCCGAUAAGUGGUAUGCACUUAUAUACACCAGAAUAGUACAACAGGAAGAUAUUUUUGUUGGUGAUUUCAAAAAGAAAGUAGUCGAAAUCAUGAACAUGUGCAUGAACAAGCCUAAUGCAACAUUAGAAAGUAUACAACAAGAUAUUACAAACACAAUCAAUGAAUCGCAAUUUGAAUUCGAACACCAAAAGUUUAUUGAUGGUAUAGUUGGAGGUACUUAUGAAUACCUUUGCCAGUUCAUUAUUAAAAAUUCAAUGGAAAAUAUUAAAAGAACUCAAUGUGCUUUAAAUUGUUUUUCAUUAACAAAUAAUUUAAAUUAUGGUGCAAUAAAAUCGUACUGUAAUGAUAAUAUGUUGUUACAAGGAUCUUCUAAAUUGACUCAAAUCCAAUGUGAACCAGAAUCAAACAAUAAUACAACUGAUUCAGAUAAAGCAAUUCAAUCAUUUAUGUUGAACAGUAAUCCUGCAAAUGAUGCAAAUUCGAUGUUAAAUAUUAAAAAUAACUCCAAUAAUAAAAUGGAAACCACAUCAUUUAAUAACUAUAGGUCAACAUUACAAAUAAACAACUUGACUGUAGAUUGUACAAAUGGUUUACCAUUGCUAAAUAAUAUUCACACUGAUGAUAAUGUGAAUUCUCCUCAUUCAUCAUCAAUUAUCGACGACGAUGAAAAAACUACAGAAGCUAUAAUAUCAUUAGCUAUGAAAAUACAACAAACAAGUUUUAGUUUUGAUGAUGAAUUUGAAGCUGUUGACAUUAAUGUUAGCAAUGUGUGUACCACUAAUGAAAUUCAAACAACCAAGUGUCUUGCAGAACAAAAUGGAGACCAAAAUACAGAUCCGCUUAAGCUGGAGGAAGAAUAUAAAAUUCAUAACAGUUUGAAACUUUUAGAAAGUUUGGUUAAUAUUGAACAUGAUAAAUUGGAAGUUCAAAAAAGUUUGAAAACAGAAAAUGAAACAGAACCAAGUAUUGAGACAAAUGAUAAAAUGCGAUUCAAAAAUUCUAAAAAAACAAAUAUCAGGAAGAAGAAAAGUCGAAAAUUGCAAGAAAAUAUAAAUAAUGAAGAAGAAUGGUUGCCAAGUUGCGAUAAACAAAAUCGUUCUUCUAAAAAUAAAACUAAAACCAAUAAACGUAAAAGCCAUGUACAUAAAGCAUCGAAAAAAAAUAAAAAAGUGGAAGUAAAAAAUACUGUGAACAAUUUAUCUACAAGUAACUCGAGUUGCUCUAUUAAAAUUCAAAAUGAUGAAGAUAUUUCAUUGGCAUUGAAAGGCCCUAGUUACACCAAAAAGCCUGAGACAAUAGUUUCUACUGUCAAAAAUACUAAAUCAUUGGAUACUACCAGUUCUGUAGGAACUCAACUGGCACUUCAUAAUACAAAUUACUGUUUACCAACUAAUGAAUUUAAAGGAUUUUCAGAUAAUAUUGAAAGUAUACCACAUGAUGAAAAAAAAAAUGAUCUUGCAGUUGCUAUUAAUAACUCAAAUGCGUUAUUUAUAAAAACUACUACUGUUGCUUCCACUAGCGGUUCUAAUGAAAAAUAUGACAAUAUUAAAAAUAAAUCAUCAUCUGGUCUCUUGGGUUCAGUAAUGAAAACUUCAGAUUAUAAAAAACUAUAUGAAAAAGACCGUAAAAGUUUAUUCAGCCCUGAUGUUGUCAUUAUUAAAAAUGUACCAUUAAAACCUUCGAAAGAUUUUUCAAAUGACCUACACAUCAAAAAAGAAGAUCAAGGUAAAAAGCCAAAAUCUAAAAUACAUAAGAAAGAAAGUAAUAACAAAACUUCUGAUAAAAAGAGAAAAUUAAGCAAACCUAAAGUAAAGAGUACUAAUAGUAGUUCUAAAAUGACACAUAAUUCAAAAUCUAAGCCAAAUAAUGCAUUGACAUCAUUAGUACAGAAAUUGUCAUAUAUAAGGUCCAAUAAUAAAUGUAAGAGACUUAAAGUCACUAAUCCUGAAGGCGAAGCUAAGACUAAUGCUGUUAAUAAUACAAACAAUGAGUCUAAUACAUAUAUAUCAGAAAACAAAGUUUCCGAUAAUAUUGACACUUUAGAACUUCAUGCGUUGGAUAGAACAAACUUUUUGGAAAAUAAUGAGUUUGGGGAAGGUACUUCAAGACAACAAUUGAACGGAGUGAAUGUUUUGGAAAAUAAAGAGUCUAAUAAGGAUACUUUGAAACUAGAAGGUAUGCCUGAAUGGUUAAGAAUGAAAUGUGAGCGUUAUAAUAUUAAACCUUUAUGGAUUGUUAUUAAUCCAAACACUACAUAUUAAAUUUCAUAUUAUUUUUCAUUGGUGCGAUCAGAAUAUUUUCGUAGGGAAUUUAUAGAUAGUAAAAUAAGUAAUGUAUACUUUUUCAUUAAUUUUGCUACGGUAUAUAUAUAUUUUUCAAUGUAUUUAUAGAAAACAAAUACACACAUAAAAAAAUCUAUCAGAAAAUAUUCUGCCUUGUACCAUGUCCCUAUAAAUGUUACGGGCAAUGUGAAAUACUGGGCAAUGUGAGCCACAAUGGUUUUUUUUUACCAACUAACGAAUAUUUUAAAACAAUUAUAAUAAUAAUAAUAAUUGUUAAAUAAUAUUGACGGAAUUAAAACAAUAAUUAAUUAUAUUCAUAUAUCAUAUUAAUAUUACGAAUUUUGAUAAAAUAACAAAAAAAAAAUAUCUUUCACUAAAAUAUAGGUAUUUUAAAAUGUUUAUAGUGAGAUAAUAUAUAUUUUAAUAUAAUUAUUACUUGACACAAUCACUCCGAGAACACAAUUGAGAUCCUUUCGUGCUCUAUCUACAUCAGGAAUUUUUACUCUAACUGACUCCCCAACAUUUCCUUAGCAAAAUCGUUUUUCGGACAUAUCUGUCAUUUUUUUGGCUUGAAUUUUCAGAUUAUUUAAUAACUUUCCUGUUUUGGUUAAUUAAUGUUUGUCUUGUUAUUCAAUUAUUUGAUCUUCAUCAUCUUCUUCUUCUACUUCUACUUCAUUAUGUUCGUUGUCGUUAGAAAGGAUCUGUAUUGACUCUAAGGCAACCUGAAGUUCUUCGGUUUUUAAUUUUGAAAUCAUGUACGCAGGAAGUAAUGAAGACGUUAAACCAAUUUUAGGGGGUGUACCAAACAUUGCUUCAUAUGGUGAAUGUUUUGUACCAUUCCAAUAUGGCCAUAUCCAUAUAGGAAAUCUAUGAUUCUUAAAUAGGCAGUACGAUAGAGAACAAAAACAAGUUUAUACAGUGUUUCCAAAAUUUCAUAGUUUAUAAUUGUUUUAAAAUAUUCGUUAUAUGAUAAGAUUUAAUAAAAUUAAUAAUGAUUGUUUAAAAAAAUAAAAAAUUCCUUAUUAUUAUUAUAAUUGUUUUAAAAUAUUCGUUUAUGUUAGUUGGUAAAAAAAAACAUUGUGGCUCACAUUGCCCGUAACAUAUACAUUUACAUAUGUUUUAAAUGAUGAACAAAACAAAUCAUAAAUUGGUAGUUAUUUAAAAUGAUACUUGUUUGUUAUCGCCUAGCCACUGAUUCCUAUAAAAUUUAUAACACCACCACCUUAUGCAGUGCUGCAACUACGCCAAUUUGAGCCUUUGUGUAAAAGACGUUGAUGUUCUUUAAUCUAAAAUGUUGAUAUUCAUUAUCGAUAUAAUGUUAGGUGCCAGAGCAAUGAAUUUAAUAUGUUACAUCAGGCCCAACCCUAACUUGCUGGCCACAAUCGAAAUUCAUAUUUAUACUGCGGGUCGAAUAUACUUCACAGUUUUUUUGUGUGCCGCACAGCGUCUGGGCAAUAACAAACCUUUAAGACUCAGUAGAUUCCAUUUUUACAAAAAUGUACUGUGGAUUGGAAUAUUUUUAAAAAUAUUUUACAUUCUAUUUUAUAUAAUAUAAUUGAUGAAAAUGUUUUUAAUUUACUUUAAAAUUAAGUUUAUUAAACCUUUUUUUUUAGAUUACUACUAAUUAAUUUAGUUCAUAAUUGUAACUUACUAUUGAUGUGUAAACCUAGUUUUAAUAAUUUUAUAUAACUUUUUUUAGUAAAUAAUAAUACAAUAUGCAUAUUGUGUAGUACAAAUAUAUAAUAAAUUUAAAUGAUAAGUAAGACAAUGGUAUUAGGUGCUUAGAAUCCAAAUUAUGUUCAGUGCAUUGGUAUAAUAAAAUAAAAUUUUAUUUUCAUCUCAAAAUACUACAUGUUAGGAUACAACUAAUCAGGAUUCAGAUACAACUAUUAAGAGGACGCUACAUAGCCAUUUGUGGUCUCCAUCUUACAAGUGCGUUACAUAGCAAAUGUGUGGACAACAGAUCACGCUUAACUCAAUUGGUUGAAAAAUUAGAGUGACUCAACUUAUAAUAAAAACAUCAUCUGUGUUUGUAUGUUGGUUUUUUACAAUAGUUCAAUUUUUUAACAAGUUAUGCGUAUAUAAUAUUAUAACGUAAAUUAAAAAUGCUCAUAAUUCACUUAAAAAAUGAAUAAUCGUAAAAAACCAACAUACAAACACAGAUAAUGAACUUACCAUCAUGUUUCAUAAUAGGUCGAUUAACUCUUAUGCUUAAACUAACGGAGCUAAACGUGAUCUUUUGAGCAUAAAUUUGCUAUGUUAUGUAAUAGUUUAAUAGUUUCUGGAGUGAAAAAUUAUAAAAAUAUUUAUUAUUAAUUGGAAUUUUUUUUUAAUAUAAGCUUAUUUAUUUUUUAGAAAACUAUGUUUGCUAUAUAAAUCACAUUAAUUAAUUUUGAUCUGAGUUAACAAGUUAUCAAUUUUCUAGUUUAUUAUAGAUUAUUUGUUAAAUAUAAAUGAUAGGUAACUAUCAUUUUUACAUUGAAUUAUAUUAUUAUAUAUUGUUUUUACAACAUUAAUUUUUAUUAUUUUACAUAAUAUAUUUUUUAAACAUUAUAAAUUAAAAUAUGUAACUGUUCAAAAUAAUCAAUUAUUUAAGUUUAAACUUUUAACUUUUUCAUAUACCAUACGUUUAGUAAUCGUAAUAAUUAAAAUAUUCUUAAACCAACAAAAAUUAAUUUUAAAUUUCAAAUUUUUUUUUUGUUACUAGUUACGGAUAAAUUCAGGUUCCAAGCCCUUUUGACAUCUCGUGAUAAUGUUUAUGAUAAAACUAUGCAUCAGGGAUAAUUGGUUCUAACACUAAUAACUGUUAUAUUAUGUAUGUUAACAUAUAUAACUAAUUAAAAUACCUAUGUCAUGAUUAUUAUUUUAUUUUAUUUAAAUUUAUUAUUGAUUUUAAGUUUUUAAUAUUUUAAUUUUAUUUGUGUCAAGUUUUUAUAGUUUCUAUGUUAUAAAAUGUAUUCUUAUUGUUAUUGCUUCAAUAACAUUUUAUUAUUAUAGUUUUUUUUUUACUUUUUUGAAUAAAUCUGUAGUGAAUUCGAUAAAUACAAAUAUAUUUGUUAACAGAUUUCUAUGUAUCAAAGAAAUAUUAUGUAUUAUUAUUGAGUUCCAUGUAAAAGUUAAAUAUCUAAAUACAGCUUUAUAUACGUCAAUUAUAUUUUGUAAGCAAUUUCUCUAUAUGAAAUAUGGAAUAUAUUGUUAAGCAAAUAUAAAAACCAAAAUAACUUUUCAGAACAUCCAUCAAGUACAAUCAUACAUUUUUUCUAAAUGAUUAUGUACAAUGAUACAUAAAAUAUGAAUCUAAUAAAAAUAUUUCCUGGUUAUUACUUUGAGUGAGUUAUCAUCAAAAUUUAAUGCAUAAUUAUUUUAUGUAUGCAUUUUAUUGUUAUGAUAAAAACAAUAUUAGAUGUUUUAAAAAUUUGUAUGAAAAUAAUUACAUUUUUUAGUAUAAAUAUAAGUGUAUAGUUAGAUUUCAGGGCUGUAAAAGUAAAAUAAUUUUAAUAAAAGUAAUACAAUGCCAAUAUGUGGUAAUUAUUGUAUCAAUAUUUAAUAUAUUAGAUUACGUUUACUACAUUUAUGUGAUUUCAAUAUUCAAAAUGUAGGAAUAGUUUAAAUGGCAGAAUCCUUUUUUCCAUAAAUUUGCAAUCAUUCAAUAUUUUAUUGUAAUUAUUUAUGUGAAAAAUUAAUCAUGUUAUAAUAUGUUAUUUACUAUUUUUGUUAUUAUUGAUUCAAUCCACCAAUGAAAUAAACUAAUAAAUUAAGACGCUAUAAUUUUUGUUAUUUGUUAACAAUAUUUAAUUUAAUGUUUUUUUUUUUUAAUGGAUUUUUAAUAUGAUUUUUGUGAAGUGAGAGUUAGAAAUGUGAAUUAUACUCAAAGACUGUUGAGAAUUAUCAUUAUGAUUCAUUGUUUCAUAUUUACAUUAUAUUAUAUGAUGUUGUCCUAAACUGUAAAUAUUUUACAUUAUUAUAAAAUGUUUGAUUAUUGAGUGGUGUAACAAUUAUCAUUGUUUGUUGUAUUAUGUUUAAUGUUAUGUCUUUGUAUCAAUUAUGUUAAUGAAAAAACUAUAUCAUACUAAAAAUAUAUUAUAUUAUUUUAAUUUUAACAAAGAACGUGUUGAAAUAUAUUAUGUGUAGUAAACACUUUUUUUAAUUACUUAUAAUAGUAACCUUUAAUUCAGU